AUGGCUGUUAAAUUGCAUGAACCUGCCACUGAAAUUGAUCUUUUAUCUUUCGUUAAGGCUUCACUUGAUGAAUCUGAAGCCGAUGGAAUAUUUUUAGUUCUUGCCGCAAGGAAUUUCAGCUGUGAUAUUCCGCUUGAAAAAUUAAAGAAAAUUCAAAAGAGGUUCCCUAAUAUUAAUGUUUUGGGUUUGACAGUAAUUCAUCCUUCUUCUGAUCAAGUACACCUAAUGCAGUUACUGAUGGCAGAAAAUAUAACAUUCCCCAUUUUGUUGUCGCAGCAGACAUUUGCCAAGAUUGAGAAAGGUGCGUGCUACAUAUUGUUUAAAAAUUUUAGGGGCCCAGUAGUUUAUGAUGAGAAGGAUGCAAGUCUUGAAAUUCUAAGCCAAGGUAAUUGUGCAUUUUCCAUGACUAAUGUUGCAAACAAUGUGGCAGUUAAACUACAACUACUUUUGGCCUAUUUUGCGGGUUCUGUCUCCACAGAUGAAAGUCAUGAUCGCCUUUUCUUUUCUGAUUGCAAUCAUCAUAGAAUUCUUGUAUCAGAUGCCAAUGGAGAGAUUUUAGAUUGUGCACAUUUAAUCAUAAUUGGAUCUUCCCCUGGAUUUGAGGAUGGAGAUUUUGAAUCUGCAAAAUUAAGGCGUCCUGCAGGUUCAUAUUAUGAUCCUACUGAGGAUUGCCUAUAUUUUGUGGAUUCAGAGAACCAUGUAAUCAGGAAAGCUGACAUGGAAGCACGAACAGUAGAAACUCUCUAUCCUACAAGCACCACUAACAAGGGAGUUAUUCACAUAUGGAAUUGGAUCAUGACUAAGCUUGGUUUAGAAAGCAGUGGGAAGACCAGUGUUGAGGAAAGAUAUGAUUUAUUUGAUUCUAAAUCGUUAUACUUUCCAUGGCAUUUGCUUAAAUCAGUUGAUGGCACUCUCUACAUUAUUGACCGAAGGUUUCAAACUUUGUGGAUCAUGGAUAUCAAUUCGGGAAAGAUAGAUGAAGUUCUCGAAGGUUCUCCUAGAAUUCUUGAGAUCUGUGGACAGCCAAUCAUGGAACGUUUAUCCAUCAUAGAUCGGAUUCCCUCUGAUUGGUUUCAACAGGAAACUAAGAAUGACUUUUUGCUUGGGGGCCGGUUACAGUCUGAUCUUUUAUCUUCACUGGCAACCUUGCAUAAUCACAUUUUCAUUUGUGAUCCAGUUGCACAGAGGAUUUUGAAGGUUAAUGGAGAAUCUGGGGUCUGUUCAAACUUCAGAUUAUCCAAUUUAGGGAUACUUGGAUUACCUUAUUGGCUGAAUUUCCCCCUUGAGACAUUUUAUGCCGUUGGAAAUGGACUUUCGGGUACACCAAUUGAUCAUCUGGAACAUUUUGAUUUGCUACCAGGAAGGAUUGACAUACAUUUGAGUGUUGAUAUUCCUAUGUAUAUUGAGAUUGUUGAACCUUUACAAGAAUCCUGUAUUUGGUGUCAAGCAAGAGGUGCAGCUACUGAAAUUUCUGGAAUGGACGAGGUUCCAGGAUCCUUAUACAAGGCUGGCGUUGCACAACAGUGGUAUGACGAAUUAGAUUAUCUUGCCGCUCCAAAACCUGAAUAUGAAAUAAAUGUUCAAGAUGAUAAUCUGGAUAAAAAUUCAAUUGUGGAAGAUGAGAAAGUCCGCAUGAGCUGUGGGGUCUGUACCAGCCCUGGAACAAGUGAGGUUAUAAUAUAUGCUGUACUGUAUUGCAAACUUAAAAGAAUCCCUAACUCAAAGGAAGGAAACCGGGAGGAAGAAGCAGCAAGGAUAGUUGAUAUUCUGACCUCUAAGAGAUGUGGGAAAAUAGAGAGAGAUUUGUGGAAUGCUUUUUUAUUGCAAUCUAAAGGUGAUCUGAGAGAUCUUAUUUUCAUGCUACCAUUACACAUUAGAUUAAGACUAAAUAGUCUUGAUCAUCUAAAGGCUGAUAACGGAAGGGAUAUUAUCAUAAGAGACACUUCAAUUAAGGUGGACGUCUUGCUCAAAUGA
Molecule: messenger RNA, 1974 nt
Organism: Sphenostylis stenocarpa
Lineage: Eukaryota; Viridiplantae; Streptophyta; Magnoliopsida; Fabales; Fabaceae
Source: the annotation of a GenBank genome assembly